CGUUGGGUACCGCACGUGUACCGGCCCUGUAGUACCAGGCGCCACCGCAAAAGGUACACAACUGACACGCGAACACGAAGGGAACUUUGCAACGGGUACAGAGCCGCAUGCACAAAAGAAGUUUCCAAGCUUCUAAGUCCAUGGGGUACAAGUCAGGUACCGGGCGUUGUACCCGCUGAGUGAGGCAUGUACCUGCUAAAUGAAACGGGAGAGCGGCCCUUCUGUACCUGAUGAAGAUGACAAAAUUUUCGUCGAUCUGUAAUGCGCGAGUGACACGGCCUACAAACAACGAAACAACGUGUGAACUGCGUGCGGUUUCGGAUUAGAUUUUCUCGGCGGAACCGGAUGACGACUGCGGAGUAGGAAAGCUUUCCUGGCUUUCCUACCUCCACGGAGCCCACAAACCUUUUUAUACUGCGACAUUACUUUUAAUUUGCUUUUCUAAUUUGUUUUUCUGGAAUUGCCUGACGACGUAUGCUGACUGUGUCGAAAGUAAUAAAAUCGUUUAUGCGGCCUAUCGUCUCACGUCCGUGCGUCCGUCGUGGUUUCACGUUUCGCAUGCGUUCCGCGGUUUCGUCUGCCGUCGUUUUGCUUUGUGUGAAGCAGAGGAUCUGCCUUAUUGGCUUCCCCCAUCGGCAGUCUUAGCCCACACAUGUUAAUGGUAUUCAGCGUUCGUGACGCAUCUUACGUCCGAGACGCCCUGGACCUCAUACAAUGAGCACGAACAAGGACGUAAGAGGCACCGUCCGGGGUGCGUGCACAACCUGUGAGUGCACAUCAUUCAUGAGGAGCACUGAGCUGUGGACGUCAGGGCCUUUCCCGCCAGGAUGGUGCGAAUAUUGUGGACACUCCCCUGUGUCUCACGUCGCGGUUGACAUAUUUGCAAGCACAGAACGCACCCAGCGAACAGAGUCCACAUUAGAGUUGAUCACUUCAGGGCGAAGACAACCAGACCUGCCUUUUUCUGCUCACUCUGUUCUAAACACUUCAGCCUCUGCUGAGGUUACAUCUGUUUUUGCAGGAAGUCAGAGUUCCACCACAGAAGAACCAUGUCAGGGCCCAACGGCUGCAGCAGGAACUGCAGGUUGCACAUCUGCUAUCAGAACUGGUGGUGGUAAUAUGAUGGUGGAUGACAGCUCGGGUAUGGCAGAAAUGCCAAGCACUUCUCAGGAGCAUCCCCUUGGAACAUCAUCGAUACUGCAGGCGGUUGAAAAUGUUUGUCGUGCCGCGGUAGAACAGUCCUCCAGAGAAAAGUUUACGUUGCCAGAGUUUUCACCCAUGGUGCAACCCCUUCUUAAAGGAAAAUCUCUGUCCGAGAAGAUGGAAAAAAUGCUUCAGCAGCAACUCCAAGAUGAGCUUAUAGAAUACCUAGAUGAGAAUCAACUCAUAAUAAAUGAAGCACCAUGGCAGUUGAGAGAGCAAUAUAAAGCACUUGGGCGGUGCCUGCUGAAGUGUCACCCAUGCAUACUGUGGCCUAGCGCCAAACCUGGCUCGAAAGCGGAGAGGAAUGCAAAGUACUGUUGGAGUGUAUUCAUGCACCGGCUAUCGCUCAAGCGAAAGAUACGGCGGCUAAGGGCAAAGUGGAGCAAGAACAUGGCUGGGGUAGAUACCCAGUGUCCUUCGACAGAGAACAGCAUGCACGCUGUAGAAAUUCUUGGGACAGCCAUGAGCUGUAACGAGGCACAGAAUGAGCUGAAUGUACUGGCAAGCUUCGAACACGGAACAGUAAGCUUCAACCUGGCACGCUUGAAACAACUGUUGCGUCUAUCCUAUGAAGUGAGAAGACUUGAAUACCCUGAGAGACUGCCAGUGUACUUCUUAAACGAGGAUGCGCUCUGCGUUGAAGCUGAACUAAGGUUCCAGCUCUCGAUCGAAGAAAUGGUGGCGAAGUUGAACCAUGUACGUCAAGAGUUCAUUAUGGAGCAUGGUGGAGAAAGCUUUGCAGACAUAGACUGCUACCUACGGUCCAGGAAGUGCAAAACUGCACUCAUCACACUUGAGGACGUAAAUGAAGGUCAGCGUGUGCCAGGUCCCAGCCUAUCCUUCACUGCGAAGAAGGAAAUCCGCACAAGGCAUGAAGCGAUCGACCUCAGCAGUAGCUGCAGUAUGGAGAAAGCACUCAUUCUUGUACUCUGUGUGUACUAUGUGAAAAACCUCAGCUACCCUCAAGCUUAUGGCCAAACGCUGGGUCUCCUUCAAACCGUGCUAGUGAAGGACUCUUAUUUCAACGCUGCUCUGCAGACAAAACGCCUUGCUAUGUUGCUGAAGCAUCUCGGUGUGUCCCGUCAGGAACCGCAAAAAGCUCAAAGCCUGCUUUCACUUAUCCGCUAGUCUUCCCACAUUGCCAUAACAUAGAGAUGACGUAGUGGAUGACUGGGCUUCUUGUGGUUUUCCCGCUGAUAUAAGCGUAGUACAAAGCCAACAAGCCUUCCUAACAGCUGUCUUACUGACAUCACUAGAAGCUGCUGGCGACAUUUCAUUUUACCUUGAAUGCAUAUUCGUUGAAAGUGUUAAAGCCAAGAGGGACAUAAACAACAGGGCACGCUUUCAGCAGCUGUUUUAUGCGCUGUCACAGUGGCUUAAAUACAUGUCAACCACUCUGUUUUUUCUCGCAGCGUCAGGGACGGUUAGUGGAUCUCAUCUUGUAAUCUCAAACACUCGUCGUAUUUUACGCCCACAGUGAGGAACCAAAGACUGCAAUUUUCGGUUCACGGCUUCUGGUCUGCUCAUCAAAGUGCCUGUUCCUUGUGUCCCUUUUAGCUCCUUUGUUUAAUGUAACUGAUAUAUAUAUGAGGGUCAUUUCAUAAAUAACGCACAGUAAUUUCUUAACGGCAGGCAGUUUUUCACUUGAGUACUCCCUUUUCCCAGUCAGUCUAUGUAGCAUUCCUGCUGUGCGAUUACUGUGUCCCAAAAUAGAGGAACGUUUUCUAUUCCGCUGAGAGGGGCGCAUUUGUUGAGUGUCCUUACACCUCAGGUAAACACUCGCUUCCUAUACUGUAGUGUCCUCCAGGGAUGGAAAACGUCCACUUAUCAGCUCCCUCAACUUUGGGUAGCAGGCCGAAACUUGGUGGGCUUGGGUUGAGGUGAGCAUGAGGUUAUCUGUGAUCUAGUUGCUGAGUAAGUACGAGUGGGGGCUGUUACCUCACCUGGACUGCAGCCAAGACGCAAGUCGAUCAGACUUCGGCCUGUUCCCCAAGUUGAAAGAAUCAAUGUGUGGGCAACGUUUUUGUUCGCUAGUGGAGCCUAACAGAGUGUGUACCCAAGAUAUAAGAGCACCCAGCAAAAGUGCAGCUCUCAUUGGGAUAGAAAUGCAUCCUCGACGUUGAGACGCAGCAGUCGCAUAGCAUCCAGGGAUACUACAAAUUUGGACUGUGAAAAGGUAUUGCUCGGGUGAAACAUUGCCAGCCAGUAGCAAAUUAUGGUACAUUAGUUAUGAAAUGACCCUCGUAUUUGGUAUAACAGUGUUGUUUGAUACAAAUGUUACGGUUAAUAUAUUUGUGGCUGUGCACAAGGCAGCCCGUUAUUUAUUUUUGCGCAAGGUGCAGUGCAAUAUUUUCAAAUAUGUUUGUAGCCAACAAAGUCUAAGUGAGUGCAGUUAGGCUCCACCAAUAUGGCACUCCGUUUUUGGGAUAAUUUGUGGUAUUGAUAUCACUUGAGGUUCGCGGCUAAGAUAUUGCAUUGAUGUCUUGGAUGUUCCGUAGGAUUGAAGUUCAAUUCAUUCUUGUUACAUAUAGUCAACUCGUACAAAGCUCUCAUUGUAAACAGUACACAAAAUAAAUGGUCACACUGUC
This is a messenger RNA of Ornithodoros turicata, 3791 nucleotides long. RefSeq lists its product as uncharacterized. The transcript is spliced from 12 exons. The coding region runs from base 715 to 2331 and encodes 538 amino acids. The record is from RefSeq and is a predicted model, not a curated record. NCBI's taxonomy places the organism in Eukaryota, Metazoa, Arthropoda, Arachnida, Ixodida, Argasidae.